AUGAUGGAGGAGUCUGAGACAGAUCCACACUGGAGUCCAGAGACCAGGAAGAUGAUUGAGUCUCUGGGAAAACUGGCUUUUGAUCAGCUGCAGAAAGGAAACCUGAUCUUCUAUGAAUCAGACCUGACAGAGUGUGGCAUCGAUAUCAGAGCAGCCUCAGUGUACUCAGGAGUGCUCACACAGAUCUUUAUAGAGGAGAGAGGACUGUACCAGGACAAGGUGUUCUGCUUCGUCCAUCUGAGUGUUCAGGAGUUUCUGGCUGCUCUUCAUGUCCAUCUGACCUUCAUCAACUCUGGAGUCAACCUGUUGUCAAAAGAACAGUUAAAAUCCAAAAGGUUUGAAGUAAGAAAACACAAACCUUCAACAAGACAUUUCUAUGAGAGUGCUGUGGACAAGGCCUUACAGAGUCCAAAUGGACAACUGGACUUGUUUCUUCGCUUCCUCCUGGGUCUUUCACUGCAGACCAAUCAGACUCCCCUACGAGGUCUGCUGACACAGAAAAGACACAACUCUCAAAGAAACCAAGAAUGUAAUGUGACUGAGUACAUUAAGAAGAAGAUCAGUGACAAUCAGUCUCUAGAGAGAAGCAUCAACCUGUUCCACUGUCUGAAUGAACUGAAUGAUCGUUCUCUGGUGGAGCAGAUCGAACAGUACUUGAAAUCAGGAAGUCUUUCCUCAGAUAAAUUCUCUCUUGCUCAAUGGUCAGCUCUGGUCUUUAUCGUGUCAUCAGCAGAAGAUCAGAGCGUGUUAGACCUGAAUAAAUACUCUGCUUCAGAGGAGAGUCUCCUGAAGCUGCAGUCAGUGGUCAAAACCUCCAAAAAAGUUCUACUGAACGGCUGUAACCUCUCAGAGGAAGGUUGUAAAGCUCUGGCCUCAGUCCUCAGCUCCCAGUCCUCCAGUCUGAGAGAGUUGGACCUGAGUAACAACAACUUGCUGAAUUCAGGAGUGACGCCUCUGUUUGCUGGACUUGAGGAUCCACACUGUGCACUGGAAGUUCUCAGGCUGAGCGGCUGUAACCUCUCAGAGAAAAGCUGUGAAGCUCUGUCCUCAGUCCUCAGCUCCCAGUCCUCUAGUCUGAGAGAGUUGGACCUGAGUGGCAACGACCUACAAGGUUCAAGGGUGAAGCUUCUGUCCACAGGACUUAAGAGUCCACACUGCAGACUGAAGGUUCUCAGGUUGAGCAGCUGUAACCUCUCAGAGAAAGGCUGUGAAGAUCUGUCCUCAGUCCUCAGCUCCCAGUCCUCCAGUCUAAAAGAGUUGGACCUGAGUGGCAACAACUUGCCAGAUUCAGCAGUGACGCCUCUGUUUGCUGGACUUGAGGAUCCACACUGUACACUGGAGGUUCUCAGGCUGAGCGGCUGUAACCUCUCAGAGAAAAGCUGUGAAGCUCUGUCCUCAGUCCUCAGCUCCCAGUCCUCUAGUCUGAGAGAGUUGGACCUGAGUGGCAACGACCUACAAGGUUCAAGGGUGAAGCUUCUGUCCACAGGACUUAAGAGUCCACACUGCAGACUGAAGGUUCUCAGGUUGAGCAGCUGUAACCUCUCAGAGAAAGGCUGUGAAGAUCUGUCCUCAGUCCUCAGCUCCCAGUCUUCCAGUCUAAAAGAAUUGGACCUGAGUGGCAAUGACCUGCACGAUUCAGGAGUAACGAAGUUGUCUGCAGGACUUGAGAAUCCACACUGUACACUGGAAACUCUCAGUCUGUCAGGUUGUCUGAUCGCAGAGGAAGGCUGUUCUUCUCUGGUCUCAGCUCUGAGCUCCAACCCCUCCCAUCUGAGAAAGCUGGACCUGAGCUACAAUCAUCCAGGAGACUCAGGAGUGAAGCUUCUGACUGCCGGACUGGAGGAUCCGGAUUGGAGACUGGACACUCUCAGGGUGGACCAAGGUGGACCUCAGAGACUGAGACCUGGUCUGAGGAAGUACGCCUGUGAACUGGAACUGGACAUGAACACAGUAAAACGUAGCCUCAAACUGUCUGACAACAACAGGAAGGUGACACAUGAGAUGGACUAUCAGUCAUAUCCUGAUCAUCCAGACAGAUUCGCCCACUGUCCUCAGCUGCUGUGUAGAAAUGGUCUGAGUGGUCGCUGUUACUGGGAGGUCGAGUGGAGAAGAGAGGUUUAUAUAGCAGUGAGUUACAGAGGAAUCAAGAGGAAAGAAAACAGUGAUGAGUGUUGGUUUGGAAGAAAUUAUCAGUCCUGGAGUCUGUUGUGCACUGAUGCUCAUGGUUACUCUGUCUGGCACAAUAAUAUAAAAACAUCCAUCACCACUCCUCCUCCUCCUCCUCCUCCUCCUCUGUCUCUAACAGAGUAGCAGUGUAUGUGGACUGUCCUGCUGGCUCUCUGUCCUUCUACAGAGUCUCCUCUGACUCUCUGAUCCACCUCCACACCUUCAACACCACAUUCACUGAACCUCUGUAUCCUGGGUUUGGGGUCUGGUCUGGUUCAAUGACUCUGUGUCAGGAGGUCUGACUCCAGGUCAGCUGCUGAAUCAAAGUUCACUAUCACAGUUCACUUGUCCAACAUCACGUUGGUUAUCAACAUUUUAAGACUUGUGUAAAAUAACUUUCAUUCAUUCCAUAUCUGAGUUACAUGCAAACCACAAUACCAGUGGUGCUGGGAUCCCUGUUGUACCUGCUCAGAUUUAUAUUUUUAUGUAUUUAUUUCUCUGAAUCUUUGAAAAAAAAAGCCAGAAAAAAGUAAUAGUAGUGAAACUGUCAGAGGUUGUACAUAAUGGUGCACGUCACAUAGGAAAAAUUAAAUGUCUACUCGUAGGUGGCGCUAUAAUCAACAUAAGGUUGUUUUGGCCAGUCACUCCAACAUUGUACAUCGCACAUUUAUAAACCUUACAAGGACUCGUUCCCUGAAUUUAGCUGAAUCUCCUGAUACAAUGGACCACGUCCAUUUCCAUUAUAAUGUUUUCCUGCAAAAUACUGUGAAACCUACUUUUUCAAACUCGUCUUAGGCAGUGAGUCCACACAUACAGUCUGUGGACUCUGAUGAUCCAAAGUUAUUGAAAAAAUGUUUAUGAUCCAAAAAAUGCACAAAUUAUGAAGGAACAACUUUGUAUAGGUUGCAGUCAAAACAGGAAGUGAUGCGUAGCUUAACAACAAUCACUCCAUAUUAUCAUGAAACUAGGUGGCGCUAUUGUUUCACAAUCCUGUAAUAUGUUAAAAUGAUUAUGUAGGAUCCAACAGAAAACUGCUUCACCAGUUUCUACAUGAAUCAUCGGUUCAUCUGUUCGUCAUGUCACAGAAACAACAUCAUUAUUUAAGACCAACCUCACCACUUUUGUAAAUCUUGUCACUGAAGACUUCCAGUUGUUUAACUUCUCACCUGGUUGCAGUGAUGUAAACUUGUACAUUACCUUUUCAUGUUUGCAGGAUGUGUAUGUAAAUAUGUGCUGUACAUGUAUGUGUAUAUGUACCAUAAUAAUUAUUAUUCUUU
Lates calcarifer (barramundi perch) is the source of this 3443-nucleotide messenger RNA. RefSeq names its product ribonuclease inhibitor-like. The transcript has 9 exons. Gene Ontology annotation, molecular function: protein binding. Lineage: Eukaryota; Metazoa; Chordata; Actinopteri; Centropomidae. Bases 1 to 2310 code for a protein of 769 amino acids. The record is from RefSeq and is a predicted model, not a curated record.